AUGUGGCGCUGGGCUUUCGCUUUGGCGUUACUGUGCGCUGCAUUUGCGCGCUCUAACGCAUUGAAACGUGCUGAGAUGUCGGCGGCGCCUUUUAUACUGACCUCGCGGUAUGGACGUUCGCCGCCACGAAUGAUAGAACCACGCAAUGACAGCACAGUCCAGCGAAGGGAACCAAUUAAAAGAUCUAGUUGUGAAGACUAG
Parnassius apollo (apollo) is the source of this 201-nucleotide messenger RNA. The record is from the annotation of a GenBank genome assembly. Lineage: Eukaryota; Metazoa; Arthropoda; Insecta; Lepidoptera; Papilionidae.